Molecule: messenger RNA, 8338 nt
Organism: Nezara viridula (southern green stink bug)
Lineage: Eukaryota; Metazoa; Arthropoda; Insecta; Hemiptera; Pentatomidae
Source: the annotation of a GenBank genome assembly
UGUUAAAUUAGAAGUGAGUGGGGGGAGAGGAUAAAUAACUUAAAGGAAUUAAAAUUGUUUGCUUUAUCAACAAUGAGUGUUUAUACAUGAAAAAGUAUGUAUGAAUAUAAGUCCUAAUAUAAUAUAUGAAAAGAAAAUGUGAAAACGCAAAAUCUCUAAUUCUCAUUGGUUGAAGAAGGGUCGGGGCUAGGAAACCUGUCAAAAGAAACUUGGGGAAUCUUCAGAACAGCACCAGACAAAAAGCACAGCUCCUCGUAAACAUGGAAUGCAAAGCUUGGGUAAAGUACCAUCUACACGGCGAGCUCCUGUCAAUUUACCAAGUUUAAAAUCUGAGCAUAGUGGAAGUGACCCGACAGUAAGUCUAGUUCCAACUGGAGGUACAGGAUGGGGAAGCAAGUCAUCAGAUGCACCUCCUAUCACAUCAACAUCACCGGUGAGUACUACGAGUGGGCAAACCCCGGGUACAAAUGCCCCUGCUGUCGUGGGGACGGCCCCUGUGCCACAGACCAACAUCACACCGACACCACCACAACCUCCGAAACCAGUGGUGAGCGUAGGAGGAGACAAGACUUGGAGUUCAGUAAUGGUAGGAGGAGAGGGUGGAAGUGGUGGAGUAAGCUUGAGUGGAGGGAGCGGACCAUCAUUUCUAGCCCACCAGUCGCCUCAGUUCCAAGCGGAGUUCCCCUCACUACUUGGGGAGGGAGGGGUCCCGGGCCCCCCUCCUCAGGGGGGUGAAGGCGGAUAUGGCCCUGGUCCGUCUCUUCGCCCUCAGACUGAAGGAUCCUGGGCUCAUGGUGGAGGAUAUCAGGCCCCUCCGCCGACACAGGACACUCAACCCCGGCCUCUCACUCAGUUUCCUCCUCCGGUUUCCACUCCUAAUAUUGUUCCGCAAUAUAAGGGUGUAGUACCAUCAUUUAUGUUAAAUAGCAGAGCUGGUACUGGUAGCAACAAUAGUACUGAAGUCAGUGGUGCUGCUGGUGGUGGUGGCGGUGGGACUGGUGGUGCAAGUUUUGGAAAAUUUCCUGGCAGCAUCUUCCCUAGCAACUUCCAGAAUCCUCCACCGAUUAGAACCACCAAUAAGUUUCAUGGUUCUGCAGAAAAUAGGUUUCUUGGUGGAGGUUCUCGACCACCACCAAUGGCUGAUCCUGAAGACUUGAUUCCUCGUCCAAUAAUACGAGAAGAAGAUCUUAACAGAAUGGAUGAAAUAUCUCGAGAUACUGGUUGGGCAACUCAAGAUGACAUUGAUUAUAAUCAGAAAUUGGCCUUUAGUGAUGAUGAAAGUACUGGGAAUGAUGAAGACAAGGAUAGAGUGAAAUCAUUAUCUUUACAAAGUAAAGAAGAAAAGAAAGAUACUGAAAAUGAAAAGGAGAAUCGUGAGAAGAUUAAUAUCAAUGAGCGUCUCGCAGAAAAGAAUAAUCAACCUUGGCAAGGCAGAAGCUCAGCUAAUAUUCCUCCAUCUGACUUUAGAAGUCCACUCUCAAGACUACCUCAUCCAAAUACUCGUGAAAUGGAUAUGGAUGAUGUAUGGAAAGAAAAAAGAAGACAAACUUCUGAACAAGUAGCUGCAGUAGCUGAAAAAGCUAAACAGCGUAAAGAAGAGGAAGAAAAGCGAUUUGAGGAAACUCGUUCUAAAACUGAAAAUGAAAGAAAGAAGAAGGAAGAUACCGAAAAUGAUUGGGAAAAGGAAGAAAAGAAAGAUUUAGCUGAAGCAUUUAGACAAAUGACUCAGUUGGAACCAAGGAAUUACCCACGCCCAGAACCUCAACAAUCUUACCCAAGGUAUUCGAAUCCUUUGCUACCUCCAAGAUUUCAAAAACAACAAAACAUAAGACAACAACAACAACAGCAGCAAGCUGGAAGUUCAGAAAAUCGUUGGGGAAAUAAUCAGCAUUUUCCCAGUAAUAAACAAAGGACACGAGGUGAGAGUGAUGAAAAUAAGGAUAAAGAAGAUGACAGGGAUAAGAGAGAGAGAAAUACCCCUGAACCUAGUGAAAGGUUCAGGUCUAGCAACAUGCGCAAUGACAGAGGUUAUGAUAAUAACAGGAAAAGUGUUGGGUAUUAUGACAACCAACAUGAUUAUCCCAGAAGUUAUCACCGAGACAAUGACCAAGAAAGGGAUAGAAAUAAGGACUCAGAAUCUCGAAUGCGUGAUAGAGAAAAUGAAGUUGAAUGGGAAAACCGAAGAAUGGGAAAUUCUGCUUGGGAUGGAAAUAGAAAUUUUGAAGAUAACAAACCUAUGAAUCGGAGAGAUAACAAAAAACCCAAUGAAGGCUAUAAUAAACCUCAUCCUGGUUUAUUUGAUGACCGAGAUAACGAUUGGAGAGAAAGACCUGCUGAAAAUCGUGAUAGGCCUGUGAGGCCAGAUUCAAGAGAUAGCCGAGCAUCUCGAGAUAGCAGAGCUUCAAGAGAAGAUACCAGGUCCAUUCAAGAUACUGUUACUAAUGAUUAUUCUUGGACUGAGACUGAAUUCGAAAAAGAGAUUCAUGAAGAAAGACCUCGAAGAAAAGAAAAUUAUAAAGAAGAUCGGAGAGAAACACAGCCCUCUAGGCGAGAAGGCUAUGUUCCAGGACCAAUUACUAAAGAGAAAAUGGAAGCUUAUGAGCAUAAACAUAAUAUGGCUCAGGUCAUAAAGCAAGAGAAGAAGGAAUUGUUGGGUUCAGCUUCAUUAGAAAACAAAAAUAUUGAAGAAGAUAGUUGGAAGAAAACAGAGACAAGCAAUAACAGUAAUAAUGUUUCUUGGGCCGAUUCUGCUGAUGACAAUUCAGGUCAGCAGCAGCAGCAGCAAUCAUCACCACCUCAGAGCAAAGGAGCUUCCGAACCAUCAACAUCUGUUCCUGCAUCUAGUCCAGCGGAUGAUAAUAGCAACGAUAGAGCUAGUAUUAAAGAAGAAGUUAUCACAGUUGAUAAAAAGAAAGAUAUCUCCAUUAAUAGUAACAGUAAUGCUAUUAGCAAUAAAGAUAAGGGGAUGGGUGUUGGCAGAGGAGCUGGUGGAAGAAGCGGUAGUGGUAGCGGUCGAGGAAACUGGCAACAUUAUUCCAACAACUAUGUCUUUUAUCGAGGCACUGGCUCUUGGGGCAAUAACAAAGACACAAAUAGGAAAGGGACUUCAAAGCCUGGUAAACAUUGGCCCCCUGCAUCAGAUUCUGAAGCUUCAGGGGAUGAAGUUUCUGCCUCAACUGAAUCUGGAAAAGAAGAUAAGAAAAUUGACAGAAAACAAAUUCCUAGAUCUCCAAAGUCAGGAGAAAGGAAAAAAGACAAAGACGAUCGUAAUCGAGACCCCAAAAAAAAUGAAUCUAAUGAAAAGUCUGUUGGUGGAAAUACAAACCGUAAGUCUCAACAACAGCAACACUUACAGCAGAAUUCCCAACAACAGUCCAAUCAAGGACCACAAGCUCAGGUGCAAACAUCCAAUAUGUCAAGUCAGAACCAGCAGCAAGGAGGAGGCUACGAUAGUGGAGGAGGUAGAAAAGAAGGCUUUCAGCCACGUGGCGAACCAUCCCGUCGUGGGAGGGGAGGGUUUCGAGUGUCUGGUGGAAGAGGUCCCCACAUUGGAGCUCACUAUGGCCCUCCAGGAUCUAAACCAGCAUUUCCAACACCACCACCCACCAAUAAAGAAGAAGAAGCAGCUGAUUCCAGCUCUGAGGAGAAGAAAAGACCCAUCAUUACAGGCCGCAAAGACCAGAGGAAAGGUGACAGUGAUAGCAGUAGAAGCAGUAAAACAAAAUCUGGCAAAAUCAAACGUGAUCAAGAAGAAUGGGAAACUACUAGUGAAGGAAGUGAUAGCGAAGCCAAAGGAAAGCAACAGAGGCUACUGAAUAAGAAAAACACUCAAAGGUUAAAUAAUGACAAGAGAGGACCUUUUAAUUCGAGUCAAAUAAAUGGUCGACCUAGUCGUCUUGAAGAAGCUAAAAUUGAUGACAGGCUGAAUAAAGAAGAUGAUGAUAAUCAGCACCUCACUAACCACACAGAUGUCUAUCAUACAAAUAAUGGUUUUCAAGAAGUAAGGAGUAAAAAGACCGGGAAGGAUAAUAGACCUUUAAGCAAGGAAGAGCUAAAAAAGAACCGAGGUAAAGAUAAUAAGGGUAAAGGUCCUCAAGGUGGAAAUUCCAAGGGUUCACAAGGUAAAUCUUUCACUCGAGAGUGGAGCAACAAACCACCUAGAAUGCAGAGGAUGGCUGCAUACCUUCAGCAACAACAGCAACAGAGUCAUCAAGAAGUUUCUGAUAUGAACAAACUCAACAACCAAAACAUCACUAUGUUUCCAAUUCGAACUGAAGUAAAUUGCCCUGCUCCUGCACCUCCUCCGCCUGUGAAUGCCUGGGACAAACCAAUAACCGCUGCUCUACGAACAACGCCGCCUCCUGCUAACCUUCAGCACCUAGCCCCUUCUAUUGCUAAUUCACAGGAUAAAAAUGUCAUAGAACUGAACGAUCAUGGCCAGUCCGGAACCAGCAGCCAGACCAGUAGCCCUAGCGCCGAAAAAGCUCUUUCAAAAAUGGGAAGAGAGGCUGUUGAAAAAUCAUUAUUGGACGGAAGUACACCUCCGGUACAGACAAUUAUUUUUGAAAAUACUAAUUACAAAGUAGCCCCGAAUGAUAUGAACAUGAAACCUAAAUAUCCUCUUAAGGGCCAAAGAAUAGAUAAAGGAAGAGUUGAACGUAAGUUAGAUGAAGAAUUGGAAGAUGGAGCUCAUUUGGGCUUGGGUUUUAAACCAGGUAAUGAAAUAAAACCUGGCGAAAGUAAACCUCAAGAGCCUAUACAAAUGCCUAUGUCUUUCAGUAAGAGUGAAGAUAACGCAGAUAUGAAGUUGGAUUUCGCAUUUGAUUCUGAUCUGUCCCAGUUGACCGACGACAAGAGCAAUAUUCCUCGAUCAAUUCACCAAGUCCUAGGUCAAAAUUCGGCUGCAGAUUUGAAUCAGAAGAUAGCUUCUGUAAAAAAGGUUUGGGAAACACCUGGUUCAAUGAUGGAGCACCAGCACCAUGACGAGGUUGUAUCCACUUCCUCAUCGUUUACUCCAAAUUUUGGUUCUGCUGUCGAUACAUCAUUGGACCAUUCUUCAGUUCAUCAAGUUGAUGAUACUUCUUUCACUCCUGAUGUUUAUGCGCAUCAGAAUCCUGCAAAUCGAACCAACUACUUCAUCAUUGCUGGACCUCAGAUGCAAGGCAGUGCGCCAGGGUAUGCAAGCGGUGGUGCCAACAUAAUUAAACAGGACCCAUCAAAUGCAACCAGCAAUGUAUGUAAGGUGAAGCCGCAGCCUCAGCAGGCAGUGAUAUCUUCUGCAAUAGGAACACAUUCCGGGGGACCUAGUCUCUCCUCUCCACCUCCACCUUUCUCCCAGCAGGGUCACUUCAAUUAUCAGACUCAGUAUAGUAACAUACCCGCUAUACCCUCACCCCCGGCUGUCCUGAUUAACUCUCCAGCUGGUGGGCAACAAGUUCCCCCAAGCCAUCAAGGCGAAUUGUAUCAUUCCUUCCCAAUUGGGGGACCUACCGUAAUAGGAAGUCAACAAGCUAGAUCUGGUUUCUCUCAAUUUCCUUAUGGAUUGGGUCAGAGCCUAGGCGGCACAUCGGCAUUUAGUCAGCAAAGCUUGUACCACUUGCCGCAAGCAGCUGUUCCGCCUAAUCCACCUCCAGAUGUCUUCCAAUCAAUAUCUCAAUAUAGAAUACAGCCGUCUGCCUAUGGUCAAUCUCAGCAGUUGAGUAACAGUCCUUCUACUGUUCUCAUUACCUCCUCGUCUAAUUCGUUGAUGUCGGCUAGUGUCAAAUCAUCACCACAGCCUCCUCCUAUUGGCGCCAUCGGCUCAAAAGGUGCUUAUCAAUCAUCAGCAGUCCCAUCUCAAGUACAACUUGGAUUCAUCCCAUAUGAUACUACUCCAAUUCUACCUCAAAGUUUUCUGCAGAAUUCCCAACUCGUUCAGAGGCAUGGAGGAAACAACGUUGUUCCUACAAUUCAGCCUCCAACAUCAUAUUACUCAGGUUCUGCAGGAGGACAAACAGGUCUGUUUCAACCAGGGAGCUCUAUCUUAGCAGGAGGUGGGAGCCAACCAGCUGCUCUCCACAACGCAGCUACUGCUUUCGGUAUGCAGGGCUUCAGUGCUCAAUCGACUGCUCCAGCUCAGCCUCCUUCCAAUAACCCCGUCGGGGUACCUUAUUCCUCCCAGAUGGGACAUUUCAGGGGACAAGCCCCAGCAGCUUACCUCAAGGCUGCUGGUGGUAACCCUGUUACUGGCCAGCAUGCAUCUGAUCCAGCAAAAUCACCUUCGACCAAUCAAGACCUUGUAAACUCGGUUUUUUCUACAGGUGGUGGUGGACAAAUCCCUUCUCCUAAGUCGAGGAACAGUGGUUCUGGUGGUAAACAGCCCCAAACACCCCAGCAACCAUCACCUACCCAAGGACAUCACAAGUUUGCUUCUUACCCGGCACAACCAAACUUGGUGAUGCAGGGAGGUGGCAACAACCAACAACAGCAGCAGCUAGGUGGGCGUGGCGGUGUCCCUCCUGGUCCUCAAGGUGUCAGGACCGGAAAUAAUAACGGCAAUGGUUUGGGCGGCAACGCUGGUGUCGCUCGCUAUCCUACACCUAUCCAAAGGCCUGCUAGCUACCCGGGACUGCAGCCUCAAAGGCAUAGGGUGCCACAGCAGUCCCGUCCACCACCAGUCUCACAGCAACAGCACCUGCAAAAGAUCUCCAGCCAGUACUAUCAACAGCAAGGUAACCCUGUAAAACUUGAUGUUGAAGGCAAGAGCGAAGGAGAUAAAUUGCAGGAGCAAACUAACCCGGGAAAUACUAAACAAGAAAAAAAGGAGGAAACAACCAACAGCUCUGAACAGUAACAAUGUCCGCUCAUCAGGAAGAAAUGGAUCAAAUCUCAGCCGACUGCUCUGCUUUAUCGGAGCAGGCUUUUCUUUAUCUUAUUAGUUAUGGGUUAGGGUUGGCUCUGUACCACUUCGGCAGAGCAAAGAGCAUACUAGCUAUCGUAUUGUAAUUUUGCUAUUGUAACCCUCUUUAUAUUACGUGAAAGUUCCUCGUUUCUCUGUUAUCGAGCACUGAGAUGAUGCUAUUUUAUGGAUUACUUCUAUGAUAGCAUAUGAAUGUUUAAUACAUUUAAAAUAUAAAUAAAAACAAAUUGAGUUCUCUCUGCAUCUUCAACAACUUUAGGAAGACGACGAAAACAACAUCUAUAAGGUGUAGAUCCGAAAGGGUGUCGGCCCUAAUUUAGAGCUCCCUGGUCUUUGCUAGUAUGAUUUUUAUUAUCGUGUAUGUGCGUAUCCGUGUGAUUCCUUGGUAAUGAACUCCAUUAUUUUAACUGUGUUAAUUAUUAGUGAACAAUGUAUUUGUUAUUAUAAAAGUAUACAUAAAUAUAGAGGAGAGUAUUGGAGCUGCUGACCAGAAGAUGAUCUGUAUCUGAAGUUAAAUCAACUUAUAUGUGGUCUUAUUCUCUUAGUUGUGAAUUUCGAGUGAUUUUCCUGAAUGGAGUGUACUUCUGCUGAAAGAUUUUGCCUCCAUCGUUAAAAAAUAAAAUAAGAAAAAGCUAUUGUUCCAUUGUAAUAAAAUAACAUGCUAUCAGGCUUUAUAAGAAUGAUAUCCAUGUGUUAAUUAUUAUCAUAGAAACUAAAUUAAUGAGAAAUGGUAUUUAAUAAACAAAAAAAAUAUAUAUAAAUAUAUAUAUUAUGUAUAUCCAGAUCAAUUUAUGGGGGUUAGACUGCAAUUUAUGCAUGUUGUAAAAAUAAGGUAUUGAUUCUAAGUGUUUGGCUAUAGCCAGUGAUUUUGAGAAACUGUUUUCCCCCAUGUUCUUAUAAAUUGUAGGCACACUUGAAUCUGUACAGCUAUUAACAUGGCUUCAUUUUUUUAGAACGUUUGUAUUAUUUUAUUCGAUUUAAGUUUCUUGUAAAUCAAGAUUUACAGAUAACAGAUAGCUGAGUGUAUUUCAAUUAUGUAUCUAACUUAAUUAAAUGGUGUAAAUUGUUUUUUGAUUAUAUUAUAUAUGUGUACAUUCUUGAAAAUAAUUCCAAAAUCUCUGUGGUCAUAUUUUUUCCCAGCUCAAAUAUGCUAUCUGUCUAUUUGUCUAUAGUUGCAAUAAAUAUAAAUUUUCUGGAAACUGCCAAAUUUAAUGUAAUUUACACUUUGUUUACCUAUUUAUUACUUAAGAAUGAAAAACAUAUUGCAAUUGUGUAAGUACAUUCCUAGACUUAGCCCCACAAUGUUCCUUUUUUCCUACCUUAAUAUACCCAUUGAAAAAAGGAAAAAAUAUGCCUCCUUCUUAAUUAUAUUAAAUGUUUACUAAGUUUUAGUUUUAAUUUUAAUUAUUCCUCUCCAUACAUAUUUUUUUUUUAUUCUGC